CAACCAACUAAAAUUGAACAAAGAAACUUCAUCGUAAUUUAAACUAAAAUAUAAAAGUAUAACCUGGAAAUUUGAAGUCUCCUACCAAAUACAAAUCAACAAAAACACACAUUCAAGAAAUGCUUAAAGAUUUAGCAAACAAAUUAGAAUGAAAAAAGCAAACAAAAAUCCUGCAUAUCUCCUAGUUACUACAUUUUACUUCUUUUGUCAUUCAAUUAUUGUGCAUAAAUGUGUUAAUGCUCAAAUACCAGGUGACUACAUAGUAAGCUAUUGUUCAGAUUACGAGCAUUACAAUCAACGAAGCGAAUUCCAAACCAAUCUUUAUCUUCUAACAUCUAGUCUCGCCUCGAGAGCAAACACAACCAACUUCUACAACUUCACCACAGGAGACACACCUGAUCAAGUUUUUGGCCUUUUCUAUUGUGACAGCCUUGGCGGAAAUCAGACAUGCCAAGAAUGUGUCGCAAAUGCUGUUGGAGAAAUUCAGCAGAAUUGCCCGUUUAGCAGAGAGUAUAUGGUGUGGUAUGUGGGGUGUAUGGUGCGAUACUCAAAUCGCGCUAUAGUCUCCAUUAAUGAUGUCUCUAUAUAUUACAACUUCAUGCAUCCUCCUAUGAUUUAUAGUGACUUAAACCAAACAUUGUCAAGUGCUUUCACUAGACUUAUCAAUGAUGCUACUACUACUAGCAAUGGGAAUUCGUCAAUUAAGUCAGCUACAGAUGUGGUUGAUGUUGCACGAGAUUUGUCAUUGACAGGGUAUGUAGAUUGCACACCUGAUUUGAGCACCACAGAUUGUAUGAACUGUUUGCAGACAGCUCGUAGCAGGUUUCCAUUUCUUGGGGCUUUUAUUGGAGUACUUUUACAACCGAGUUGUAAAUUGGUGUAUAUUUUGAAUGAUACUAGAUCAUUCAAACCAGGAAAGGAGAGACAUGUUGCAUUAGGUAUUACCUUAGCAGUUGCUGGUGCGUCUUUGGUCUUCAAUGUCGUUUUUGUUUUCUGGAAGAGAAGAAAGCCUGUUGUGAAGCCUACAGGGUUGGAUGAAAUCGAAAGCAGGGAAAAUUUGCACUUUGAUUUCAAUGCAAUUAAAUCUGCAACAGAUAACUUCUCCCCGUCCCAUAAGCUUGGACGAGGUGGAUUUGGAGUUGUUUAUAUGGGCACUCUUUCAGACGGUCAGGCAGUGGCCGUAAAGAGGCUGUCAAUUGGUUCAGGCCAAGGAAUUCGAGAGUUUAAGACUGAAGCCUCUUUAGCUGCCAAACUUCAGCACAGAAAUCUUGUUAAAGUUUAUGGGUUUUGCUUGGAAGGAGAUGAGAAGUUGCUGGUCUAUGAAUAUGUGCCUAAUAAGAGCUUAGAUCGUUUUUUGUUUGAUGCAAAACGAGGAGCAAAUUUAAAGUGGGAAACUCGUUAUAAAAUCAUAGUGGGAAUUGCACGAGGCCUAUCAUACCUCCAUGAUGAUUCCCGACCCAAAAUCAUUCAUCGGGACCUCAAACCAAGCAAUGUUUUGUUAGACGGAGAGAUGAACCCUAAAAUUGCAGACUUUGGCAUGGCAAAGCUAUUUGGAUCAGAUCAAACUCAAGGAAAUACAAGCAGAGUUGCAGGAACAUUUGGAUACAUGUCUCCGGAAUAUGUAACAACAGGGCAAUUUUCAGUCAAGUCAGACAUUUUUAGUUACGGUGUCAUACUCUUAGAGCUCGUUAGCGGACUGAGAAAUGGCUACUUCGAUCCAAAUGCAGAAGAUCAUGAGAAUUUAUUGAAUUAUGCAUGGAGACUAUGGAAUGCGGGGGAUCAUUUGAAGCUGGUAGAUUCAGCACUGGGGAAUAAUUAUUCAAAAGGCGAGGUUGAAAGAUGUAUACAUGUUGGAUUAUUAUGCACUCAAGAAGAUCCUGCUAAAAGACCAAGUAUUGCCUCAGUCUUGCUCAUGCUUAACACUCAGCCUGUUACGUUCUUGCUACCUACAUCUCCUCCUGCAUUUCCUUACAAGAAAGAGAAGCCAAUCGUUUCUCUUGAAAGCCGUGGUAUUGUCGUAGAGGAUGUCAUCAGUGACUUGUCUCCGCGUUGA
Messenger RNA from Beta vulgaris subsp. vulgaris (sugar beet), 2053 nucleotides. RefSeq names its product cysteine-rich receptor-like protein kinase 10. The record is from RefSeq and is a predicted model, not a curated record. Bases 149 to 2053 code for a protein of 634 amino acids. Gene Ontology annotation, biological process: protein phosphorylation. The transcript has 7 exons. Gene Ontology annotation, molecular function: protein kinase activity; ATP binding. NCBI's taxonomy places the organism in Eukaryota, Viridiplantae, Streptophyta, Magnoliopsida, Caryophyllales, Amaranthaceae.